Nestor notabilis (Kea) is the source of this 1782-nucleotide messenger RNA. RefSeq names its product Rho GTPase activating protein 19 (gene ARHGAP19). The annotation marks the transcript as partial. Gene Ontology annotation, cellular component: cytoplasm. Gene Ontology annotation, molecular function: GTPase activator activity. The record is from RefSeq and is a predicted model, not a curated record. Lineage: Eukaryota; Metazoa; Chordata; Aves; Psittaciformes; Psittacidae. Gene Ontology annotation, biological process: regulation of small GTPase mediated signal transduction; signal transduction. The transcript has 11 exons.
UGAUGCCAUCUGCAGUUUUGUCAUCUGCAAUGACUCCUCCCUCCGCAGCCAGCCCAUCAUCUUCAACCCUGACUUCUUUGUGGAAAAGCUGCGCCAUGAAAAGCCAGAGGUGUUCACAGAGCUUGUUGUCAGCAACAUUACCAGGCUCAUUGACUUGCCUGGGGCAGAGCUGGCCCAGCUAAUGGGAGAGGAAGACCCAAAGCUGCCUGGGGCAAACAGCACAGCCUCUGGAUUUUUUCGUUCUCUGAUGUCUCUGAAGCGCAAGGAGAAAGGGGUGGUGUUUGGCUCACCGCUGACAGAAGAAGGCAUUGCCCAGGUUUCCCAACUAAUUGAGUAUCUGCACAAAAAUCUAAGAGCAGAAGGCUUGUUUCGGGUGCCAGGCAACAGCAUCAGGCAACAGAUCCUAAAGGAUGCUCUGAACAGCGGUACAGAUAUUGACCUGGAUUCUGGGGAAUUUCAUUCAAAUGAUGUGGCCACCUUGCUCAAGAUGUUCCUGGGUGAAUUACCAGAGCCACUGCUCACACACAAGCACUUCCAUGCCCACCUCAAAAUUGCAGACCUGACGCUGUUUGAUGAGAAGGGCAAUAAGACCAGCACUCCAGACAAAGAGCGCCAAAUUGAAGCCCUCCAGCUGCUCUUUCUGAUCCUUCCCGCACCCAAUCGCAGUCUGCUCAAACUGCUGCUGGACUUGCUCUACCAGACUGCCAAGAAGCAGGACAAGAACAAGAUGUCUGCCCACAAUCUUGCCCUCAUGUUUGCACCCCACAUCCUCUGGCCCAGAAAUGUGACAGCAAAUGACCUUCAGGAGAAUAUCACAAAGCUAAACAAUGGUGUGACCUUCAUGAUCAAACACUCUCAGAAGCUCUUCAAGGCCCCAGCAUACAUCCGGGAGUGUGCCAGGCUGCACUAUCUGGGAUCCAGAGCCCACACAUCAAAGGAUGACCUGGAUUUGCUGACAUCUGGCUCGAAGGAGCUGCAGCCCCUCAAGUCUCAGAAGCGAAGCCGACUGGACACUUGCCAUCAGGAGGAGACCCAGCAGCGCACGGAGGAGGCACUGAAGGAGCUCUUCCGUCAUGUCAACAAUAUGCCUGACUCUGCAAAGAAGAAGAAGCUUAUCCGGCAGUUUAAUAAGCACCGUACAGCUCUGACUCCUGGCUCUGAGGUACCCACAUCCCCAGCACCACGACGCACCCGCUCACGCUCCUUCAGCGGCCUCAUUAAGCGGAAAGUUCUGGGAACCCCAGUUAUCCUGGAGAGAAAGAGCAGGGAUACCACACCGGAGCCUGAGCGAAUCAGCAAAGAGAAUGUGCAUCUGUUACAGAAAUGUGGAUCCCCUGCUCACAUGUGUCAAGCGAAGCUGAAAUCUUUGGAGGGCCGGAAAGAGGAAUCCUGCAGACGCAUGCGAACCCGCCUGCUUUCCAAGGAUUCAUCAUCCCUCUGACUCGCCUCGCACCAAGGCACGGGUGGGGAAUGCCCAGCCUUGCAAGCUGUGAAUCAUGUGCUGCACGGAGAGGGGAGUGCUGCAGGCUCACGGCAACCCUCCCCAGCAUGGCAGCGCUCUUGAAACUGGACCUUUGCAAGGACUGCAGGGACUUGUUUCUUUGUGUAUAUAAAUUGUAUUUCAUCCUACUAUGGGGCAAACCACUAUCUAACCAAAACUUGUGCAGCAUGUCUGACCUGCUGGCUCUGGGAAGAGCAGGAGUGCUUGCUUACAAGGAGAGCUCUCCGCAUUGAGGGGCCCUGUAUGCACUCCCAGCUUUCUCUGCAAUGUUGCUAGGCUGU